Python bivittatus (Burmese python) is the source of this 3549-nucleotide messenger RNA. It is a transcript of the gene POLR3F, whose product is annotated as RNA polymerase III subunit F. Gene Ontology annotation, biological process: transcription by RNA polymerase III. Lineage: Eukaryota; Metazoa; Chordata; Lepidosauria; Squamata; Pythonidae. The record is from RefSeq and is a predicted model, not a curated record. Gene Ontology annotation, cellular component: RNA polymerase III complex.
UAUCACAAUGCUUCCUUUAGCGGAGGCUUUUGUGCGGUUAAUUUGUAGCAUAAUUUUAAUGUGUUCCGGGGAGCAAGUAGGGAAAUGUGUAUGAAUGAAGAGAGGAAAGACGGGCUCUUUUAAUGGCGGACUUGAAAGCUCCAGAACCUCUGGAAAUCGAGAACAGGAUAAUUGAGCUGUGCCAUCAGUUUCCCCAUGGUAUCACAGACCAAGUGAUUCAGAAUGACAUGCCUCACAUGGAAGCUCAGCAACGGGCCAUGGCCAUUAACAGACUGCUAUCUAUGGGACAACUAGAUCUUCUGAGAAGCAGUACUGGCCUUCUCUACAGAAUCAAGGAAUCCCAGAAUGCUGGUAAAAUGAAGGGAUCUGAUAAUCAAGAGAAACUGGUAUAUCAGAUUAUUGAGGAUGCAGGAAAUAAAGGCAUUUGGAGCAGGGAUAUCAGAUAUAAAAGCAAUCUUCCAUUAACUGAGAUCAACAAGAUCCUGAAGAAUUUGGAAAGCAAGAAACUCAUUAAAGCUGUAAAAUCUGUAGCAGCAUCCAAGAAGAAAGUGUACAUGUUGUACAAUCUCCAGCCUGAUCGUUCUGUGACAGGAGGAGCAUGGUAUAGUGACCAGGACUUUGAAUCUGAAUUUGUAGAGGUGCUAAAUCAACAGUGUUUUAAAUUUCUUCAGACUAAGGCUGAAGCAGCUCGAGAAAGCAAGCAGAAUCCUAUGAUACAAAGAAACAGCUCAUUUGCAUCUUCUCAUGAAGUGUGGAAAUAUAUCAGUGAGUUAGGUAUCAGUAAGGUGGAAUUGUCAAUGGAGGAUAUAGAAACCAUUCUAAAUACCUUAAUAUAUGAUGGAAAAGUAGAAAUGACCAUUAUUGCUGCAAAGGAAGCAUCAGCAGGGAGUGUGGAUGGACAUAUGAAACUCUACAGAGCCAUCAGUCCAGUCAUACAACCCACUGGGUUGAUUCGGAUACCUUGUGGGCUCUGUCCAGUUUUUGAUGAUUGCCAUGAAGGUGGUGAAAUAUCUCCUGCAAACUGUAUUUACAUGAUGGAAUGGCUAGAAUUUUAGGAGUCAAAUAGGCUCUGAAACUUUAAACCUGAUGAAUCAAACUUUUUCUUAGAAGACUACUUGGGCACUGGGUUGAUACUUUUGAAAAUACUGACUGCCCUGCCAUGUGCUAAAUGGGAUACUAUAGGAUUUGAGGCUCUGCACCUGCUUCCAAGUAAAAUGCAUAGGGAUACAAUCAGAGCUUUAAGAGACAAGUUAAAUUUUGAUUAAGAGAAUUAGUUUGCUGUGCUGAAUAAAUGAACCUAUUAGUUGCAACUGAAUCCUGCAGUGUGUGUUAAGAUUGUCAUAUUAGGGGAGCAUUUAGCUCAAGAUACUUUCAUGGCACUGGAAAUCAGGGAUGCAGUCCAUCCAGAUGUUCUCCCAUGAAAAUCUUAUUAAUUACUGCAACAAUGAAAUUGGGGUUGGUGCUAUACUCAGUGACAUAAAUGUUUAUACAUUUGAAAGCUUUAAUACUGAAAAACACAUCUCUUGAAAAUUAAAAUGCAAAAUCCAAUCCUGUGUGUGUUUGACCAAAACUAUAGAAUUUAUCAGGAAAUGUCAGUGACCAUCAGAUUUGUCUCAUAGACUGAAUGUGUGCUGCUUCCAAGGUCAGUCAGAAACUAUGUCUUGAACACCAGUUUUGGAAACAGUAUAUUGAGAUUUCUGCAUGCAAAGCUCUACCAGUAAGAUGGCUGCACCUCUACCUAGAAAGGUUGUUCACUAAACAAGCAAUAAUUCACAUAUGGAUAUUCUCUGUGCCUCUGAUGAAGUGAACUGUAGCUCAUGAAAACUUAAGCCUUUUAAUAAAAUUUGUUAGUUAGAAAAGGUAUUAACAGACUCCUGAUUUUUUGCCACUGUAGACUAACAUGGCUCUCCUCCUACAGUGUCUUACUGUAUCUUGUAAGGGAAGCAGAGUACUAAGAGAAUUUUGUUUCUCUUGUUUAUGAAUUAGCUGAAGCCCUUUGUCAGUAAGCUUUCUUAUUUUGUUUAGAUCUUUUUAAAAAAGUAUUUUAAAAUGAGCCUGAGCUUCAUUUUACAGAAAAAAAAGCAAGCUACUUCAGCCUAGUUGUUAUGCUUUAAAAUAAUGCAAGGUACAGAGUUCUUCCUUUCUGAGCAGAUGAAGCUUGUCAACUUUUAUUCUCUUUUUUGAUAACUCUUUUUAUCUACCAUUAUAGUCUUACGUUAUUUAUGCUUCAUAAUUUCUUCAGUGUAGUAGAAUGUUUAUGGAAAAUAUUUGGAUUCUCUUGUACUAUCUGAGGCAGGAAGACUUGCUACUGGACUCUGGCAAAAUAACUACAUCUACAAAGGUUUCUUUUAAGUUACCAGAAGCAUGUGAGAAAAGAUAGUUAGAUGGAGGUGCCUGUGUUCUUCCAGAUCAACAACAGCACUCAGCCAGAUGAACAACCUGUCUUUUAAAAGAACACCCAGAGCCUAAAAUGUGAAGAGACUACAAAUUUCUCAAUGCCAUGGGUUGGUAACAUAUAAUGAAGAGAACAAAGGGUGUAAAAAGGGAUGGGGUGGGGAGGGGAGGUGACUAGAUCCUUUGAGAGCUGAGUAAAAGAGAAGAAUCAAAGGCUGGAUUGAGGCAAAACUCUCAACCCAGAUGGAGUGAGAUGUUCAUCAUAGCCAUGCUUCAUUUCAUCUUCCCUAUAAAAUCCCAGUCUAGCCACUUGGCAGGGCCAGAAUAACAGUAAAAUCUACUAUUACUUAGAGAAAUAAUGCUUUUUUAAAUCUUAAUUUCCCCCCAUGUUCAGGCACAAUGGUAAUCUAAAAUUUUCCCCUCAGGGAAAUGAAGUGUUAAUCAUAGUAAGAAUCUUUGUAUUUGCUUGCCACAUUUCUAUAAGAUUGUGCCCAAAGAACUCAGAACAUAUCAAAUUAAUAGGAAUAAAUGUAACUUUAUAAAGGUACAGUAAGAACAGAUGCAAAAUCUGGAUAAAAUCGCUUGGAUUCAUUGCAGCUGGAUGCUGGCUUUGCUGCAGGUCUGGAGGAGAUGCCUAGGGCGGAGUCUUGCCUGGCUAUCUGGGAAUGGUUUGAACCUGUUGGAUCUGAGGAAGUGGACAGUCUCCUUAGGACUGUGAGCUCAGCCACCUGCUCUUUAGAUCUAUGCCCCUCCUGACUUGUGAAAACAGCCUGGGGGUUGUCAUGUGGUGGGUUCUAGCGGUGGUGAAUUGAGUGAGGGGAUUGUUCCUUCGCCUCUUAAGGAGGCUUUGGCCUGCCCACCCCCAAGAAGCCCACGAUACUGGACAAUUUUCAUCCAGUAUCCAACCUUCUUUUGGGGGGAAGGUGAUUGUGCAGCAGCUUCAGAGGACCUUGGAUGAAGUGGAUUACCUGGAUCUGUUAUGGAAAUGGCAUUGGUCGUGCUUUUGGAUGAUCUCUGGAAUGGGAGGGAUAGGGGUUGUGCAUUCAUCCCUAACCUCUCAGCGGCCUUUGAUACUGUCGACUGGUAUCCUUCUGGACCGACCCAGGAUUGGGGGUGGGCAGGACGGUGUUGUGCUGGUUCACCUUCUUUCUAUGG